This is a messenger RNA of Medioppia subpectinata, 2490 nucleotides long. Lineage: Eukaryota; Metazoa; Arthropoda; Arachnida; Sarcoptiformes; Oppiidae. The record is from the annotation of a GenBank genome assembly.
AUGUCUGGCAUCACGUGGACAUUGGAUCCGUUGUCACGCGUGCGACGGCCGCGCAGUCGCCCUCCGCUGACCCGAAACAUCACUCGGACGCGGAUCCAGAGCUACGCCGACUUUGAGACGUUGAGCAACGCUCCGACCUAUCCGUCCGGACAGAUGACAAGGGAUGAGUUCUUCGCCACUUUCACUCGUGUUUCUAAUUACAACCGUCGGAAUGGCAUCCGAAGCAGUGGCGCACCCGCUGUCGACUGGGCCUCAAUCAUACCCGACAUGUCCGGCAGUUCGGGCGACGCCGACAAAGACGACUCAUUCAUGAAUAUUCUCAAGAAUGCCAUUUCGUCAACUCCGCAGACGAGUGGCAGAGGGAAGGCUUUGGCCAUCACUCCCGCGCCGUCGAGCGCCCGCUCAGCCGCUAAACGAUCGACAGUUAGCGUCCACUCGAGCGCCAAACGGUCGGCGACCAAAGGGGCGCUCAAACCGUUGCCUCAAUUAGUGAAUCAAAUGACACCAAUCGCCUCCUCAUCUGCAAAGAGUCCGAAGAUAGCGACUGUCAUUAGAAAAUCGCUGAACAGAACCGCUAAAGAGAAGACUCCAUCUCAAGAGACGCGAUCUUUUAUGCAGCGGAAGAGCUUUGUUCCCGAAUAUAUGGAGCGAACAGUACUCGAGUCGAGUCCAUACGGCUCUCCAUUCACUCCAAUCGUUAAAACAAUGAUUAAGAAGAAGAAGAGAAAUCAAUCGACAAAUAAUAUGUCGACGUUUAACAACACCACUGCUGUCGACAACACGACUUUCUUCGCCGAUAACACCACUAAUCAAAUGCACCGCUCUUUCCGGUCGACCACUACUCAGACUAACGACAGUUUGCGACGAAUGAGUGAAGUCUGCGAUCAGACCUUUGAUGUGCCCAUUAAUGACAAAUCGAUGGGACAGUCGUUCACUCGAAAGCUCGACCGAUACAGGAGUUUAGAGACGGGUCGCGAUAUCGCCGACGCCAACACCGAUUUGAUCCCUGGCCUCGACUUAAGCAUUAGUUUUGCCAACAAAGAAGUGACAGAAAACAUAGCGAAGCAGAAGAAACAGUCUGUCGAAGAGCUCAUCGAUAACGAUGGCCACGAGAUCUCUGCCAUUGAAGGAAAUGCCAAUGAAAUAUGUAUUGCAGAUAAAGAUUUGGAUUACAUCUCUGCUGCCGAUGAGGUCUUUGUUGUCGAUGAAGUCUCUGCUGUCGAUGAGAUCUCUGCUGUCGACGAGGUCUCUGCCAUCGAUGAUAUCUCUGUUGUCGAUGAGAUAUCUUCUAAUGAAGGCGAAGAUAUCGAUAAGGAAUCCAUUGGAGAUGAAUGUGUCGAUGAGGUCGACGGCGAAGACAAGGAAGAGGUCGCCGACGAAAGCGAUGCAGAGAUUGCCGUCGAAGACGAGGAAGAAGUGGACGACGAAAGUGAAGCAGAGAUUGCCGUCGAAGACGAGGAAGAAGUGGACGACGAAAGUGAAGCAGAGAUUGCCGUCGAAGACGAGGAAGAAGUCGACGACGAAAGUGAAGCAGAGAUUGCCGUCGAAGACGAGGAAGAAGUCGACGACGAAAGCGAUGCAGAGAUUGCCGUCGAAGACAAGGAAGAGGUCGACGAAGAAAGCGAUGCAGAGAUUGCCGGCGAAGACGAGGAAGAGAUUGGCGCCGAAAUUAAUGCAGUGAUUGGCGACGAAAUUGAUUCAGUGAUUGGCGGCGCAGACGAGGAAGAGAUUGGCACCGAAAUCGAUGCAGGGAUUGGCGGCGAAGUCGAAGAGAAUGUCGCAGAAGAGAUCGACAAUCAAAUCGAGGCACAGAUCGGCGGCGAACUCGAAGAAGAUGUUGAGGAAGAGAUGGUCGGCGCCGUCGAAGCAGAAAUGGGCGGUGAAGUGGAAGAAGAGUUGAGACGAUCGAAACGAAAUCGAUUACCAAUAAUGGAGUUCUGGAGGGGACAGAGGGCUGUCUAUAAGAGAGACAGCACUGGAAUCACUGAAAGAAUCGUAACCGUUAUGGAAGGCUCUCAAGACAUCACCAAAAAGCGAAAGAACACAAAGAGAGGAACGAAACGGAAAUUAGAUUUCGGCCAAAAGAGAGACAAAGAAAUAAAUAUAUUUGAUUUAUCACUGCAUAAGAAAGUGAAGACAAAAAACGACAACAAAAACGCGACACUAUUUAAAUCGUUUGAGUCGUUGGUCUGGAAGCCGAGCCCUCACAGCGAAGGCGUCGACAUCGCGAUUGUCAAUAAGAACAGAGCCAAAGGCGAAGUGAUAGGAAUGGUUAGACUCCAAGAGUUGGCCACUAAGAAGAAGUCAUUGACCGCCGACUACGAGACACAUCUCACCGUCACUUACGGCGCCCUUCAGCUCAAACUCGAUGACUCGAAAUGUAUUAUUAAAACUGGCGAUAGUUUUACCAUUGAGUCCAACACUAACUACUCGUUAUGCAAUUUACGCAAAGACAUCGCAUACCUGUCGUUCACUAUAUUGAAAGACUAA